UUCAACGACACAUGAUAACACACACGGGAGAAAAGCCCUAUGCAUGUAAGCAAUGUGGGAAAACCUUUAGUUAUCCCCAGUCUUUCCAAAGACAUGAAAAGACUCACACUGGAGAGAAACCGUAUGAAUGUAUACAAUGUGGGAAAGCCUUCAGUUGGCCUGAAACCUUUCGAGUACAUGUGAGAAUGCAUACUGGAGAAAAGCUCUAUAACUGUGAAAACUGUGGGAAAGUUUUCAGUUGUCCCAAAUCCUUUCAAGGUCAUGUGCGAACUCACACUGGAGAGAAACCGUAUGAAUGUAAGCAAUGUGGGAAAGCUUUCACUUCAUCUAGAUCGUUUCAAGGUCACAUGAGAACUCACACAGGAGAGAAACCAUAUGAAUGUAAGCAAUGUGGGAAAACCUUCUGUUGGUCCUCAUCCUUACAAAAACAUGUGAGAAUGCACACAGGAGAGAAACCUCAUGAAUGUAAACAAUGUGGGAAAGCCUUCAAGUGGCCCUCAUCUUUUCGAAACCACAUGAGAAUGCACACUGGAUAGAAACCCUAUGAACAUGCAUGAUAUUCAAAAGCUUUUAGUUGUCAAGUCAUUCUUUCUGGAACACGUGAGAGUGCACACUAGAGAGAUAUAACUCUA
Galeopterus variegatus (Sunda flying lemur) is the source of this 632-nucleotide messenger RNA. RefSeq names its product zinc finger protein 57-like. Gene Ontology annotation, cellular component: nucleus. NCBI's taxonomy places the organism in Eukaryota, Metazoa, Chordata, Mammalia, Dermoptera, Cynocephalidae. Gene Ontology annotation, biological process: regulation of transcription by RNA polymerase II. The coding region runs from base 12 to 536 and encodes 174 amino acids. Gene Ontology annotation, molecular function: DNA-binding transcription factor activity, RNA polymerase II-specific; RNA polymerase II cis-regulatory region sequence-specific DNA binding. The record is from RefSeq and is a predicted model, not a curated record. The transcript is spliced from 2 exons.